AAAGAUAUUAAAUGUUUUGUAAUACCAACACACAAAUUUGUUAUGUAACCAUUUAUUUUUUAUUUAUUCGAUAAUUAUAAAAUAUUUAUUAUUUAAAACAUAACACUCAAAAGAUUUAAUUAAAAAGUAUAAGUAUAUACUUUUUUGUUUUUUUUUUUCUUUUUUUUUUUUUUUUUAUGUUUUUUUUUAAUUUUUUUCUUUCUUCUCUUUUUCAAAUCCCCGUUAGUGUGUUUAAUUUAAUAAUAACAUUGCCAUUAUAUAAUAUUACUUUUUAUAACAAUAUAAAUAUUGUUUUCUUUGUAUCACUAUUAUAAUAAUUAUAAUUUAUAUAUAUAUAUAAUAUAAAUAAAUAAAGUAUAUAUAUAUUAAAAAGAUUUUGUUUUUAGGACUUAACAAAAAUUAUUUUAAACUAAAUUGAAAUCAAUAUUUUUUUUAAUAUAUUUUAAAGAUUAGAUAUAUAAAUAAAUAAAUUUAUUAAUUUAAUUUAAUUUAUUUUUUUUUAAAAAAACAAAUAAUUUAAAAAAAAAAAAAUGAAAAUAAAUUAUUUAUUAAUAAUAUUUAUAAUCAGUACAACACUAUUUAAUUUUAUUUAUUGUAAAGAACAGUCAACCAAAGGGUUACAUAUUAAAGAGGAUUUAAAGAUUUAUAAUGAAAAUGAUGAAGUUAUUAUGCUAAGAGGUGUCAAUCGUCCCGGUACAGAGUAUACCUGUGUAAAACAUCAAAAAGCGUUUGACGGUUUGGCUAAUGACAGGGAAACAAUUUUAAUUAGAAGCUGGAAGGUCAAUACAAUUAGAGUUCCAUUAAAUGAAGAUUGUUGGUUAGGUGUCCAUCAAAAUGAAGCACCAUGGUUUGGUGAAGGUUAUAGAGAUAAAAUUAAAGGUUAUGUCAAGAUGCUUUCAGAUUUAAAUAUGGCAGUAAUUAUAGAUCUCCACUGGAGCUCCAAGAAUGGAUUAUUAGCAACUGAUCAAAUACCAAUGCCAAAUGCUGAGAAUAGUGCCAAGUUUUGGAAACAAGUAGCAAAUAUGUUUAAAGAUUUCUCUAAUGUCAUCUUUGAUCUCUAUAAUGAACCAUAUCCAUUUGGAAACGAGUGGGAAUCUGAUGAAGCAUGGGCCUGUUGGAGAGAUGGUGAAAACUGUGGUUUAGAUUAUCCCACAACUGGUUUAAGUCAAUUACUUGAAGCUGUUAGAUCAACUGGAGCUAAAAACAUUGUACUUUUAAGUGGUAUUCAAUAUGCUACAUCAUUCACCAAGUUCCUUGACUACUAUCCAAAAGAUACUCUUAGUCCACCACAGCUUGCUGCUUCAUUACACGCUUAUGACUUUAACCAAUGUAAGGCAAAGGGUUGUUGGGAUAAAUUCCUUACACCAGUUCUUAACAAUAUGCCAAUUAUCGCCACUGAAACUGGUCAAAAAGAUUGCAAACAUGACUUCCUUGACGACUUUUUAAAUUAUUGUGACCAUAAAGGUAUCCAUUAUUUAGCCUGGUCAUGGUUAGUAGGUCCAUGUGAUGGUCCAUCUGUUAUUGUUAAUGAAGCUGGUGAUCCAUCAGGUUUUGGUGUUGGUUUCAAGAAACAUAUGGAUAGAUUGGCUAAAGGUAAAAUUGGAAUGGUUUCUGAUACCUUUGAUAUCUAUAACGAUAAGCUUACACAUUGGUCAGAUAAUUGGAGCAGCUCCCAACCAGUUUUAAAUAGCACUGAAGUUAUUGCUUGUGAAGGUAAUUACUCGAUCAAAUUUGUUCCAAAGAAAGAUAAAUCACUUCAUUUUAUGUGCUGGGGUUGUAUAGAAUCAGAUCUUCAUAAACAAAUAGAGUUUUGGGUUCAUGGUGGAAGUGGUGGUAAUCAAAGAAUUAAAGUAGAACUAUUACAUUUAAAUCAAGAUAAAACAAAUACUGUAGAAAAGACUUGGUACAUUGAUGACAAAUGCGGAGGUCCAAUCGAAUCAAAUAAAUGGAACCAUAUCACUCUCCCAUUAGAUGAUCUUCCAGCAGGUCAACAAUACGACGGAAUUUGGUUUAAAGCCGAAGAAGAUCAAUCACCAAUUUAUGUUGAUAAAAUUACUGUACGUGCUAAAGUUGAACCACCAGCUGACUCUGAUGAUAGCUCAAAAUUAAUUUUCAAUUUCUUUACUAUAGUUUCUUUAAUAAUUUUAUCAUUAUUAUUAAUUUAAUAAAUAUAAUAAUAAUAUAAUAAUACAAUAAUAAUUUAAUAAUAUAAUAAUAUGAUAUAAUAAUAUGAUAUAAUAAUAAUUAUUUUUUUAAUAAAUAUUAAAAUAUUUUUUUUUAAAUUAAAAUCAAAUAAAAUCUUUUUAUAUAUAUUUACAAAU
Messenger RNA from Dictyostelium purpureum, 2321 nucleotides. RefSeq lists its product as uncharacterized. The record is from RefSeq and is a predicted model, not a curated record. Gene Ontology annotation, molecular function: hydrolase activity, hydrolyzing O-glycosyl compounds. Bases 531 to 2165 code for a protein of 544 amino acids. The transcript is spliced from 2 exons. Lineage: Eukaryota; Evosea; Eumycetozoa; Dictyosteliales; Dictyosteliaceae. Gene Ontology annotation, biological process: glucan catabolic process.